Messenger RNA from Racocetra fulgida, 884 nucleotides. NCBI's taxonomy places the organism in Eukaryota, Fungi, Glomeromycota, Glomeromycetes, Diversisporales, Gigasporaceae. The record is from the annotation of a GenBank genome assembly.
UUAGUCAAAUUGCACAACAUUUAAAAGUUUUCAACAACUUAUCGGUAGUCAGUUGUUCUAUUGAUGAUUUCUAUUUAACAUUUAAAGAACAAUGUCAGCUUGCACUUUCAAAUCCUAGUAACAAACUUUUGGAAUUUAGGGGAGAACCUGGGACUCAUGAUAUCGCAUUAGGGAAGGAUGUUUUAAAUAGAUUGUGUAGAACGCAUGAAAUUUAUUCUCAAAAAAAAGGACUAUGUAAUAAUCUCAAAGAUAGAGACGUUGAUCAUGAUGAAAGUAAUUUUGAUGUGCUAAUACCCUUUUAUGAUAAAUCUUUGAAUGAUGGUCGAGGAGACCGUGCGGAAGUUGAUAAAUGGGUUAAAGUAUCACCUCCAUUUGAAAUUAUUCUUGUUGAGGGAUGGUUACUUGGAUUUAAACAUUUAUCUAAAUCGCAACUUGAAAAAUUUUAUUUUUCAUCAAAGUCAAUUGCGACCGAACAUGAAUCCUCUUCUUUGAAACUUGUAUCUCACACCCUUUCCCAUCUGUCAUCUAUAAACGAAAAUUUGCAAAAUUAUGAGCGAGAAUGGUACAAGUUUCUCGAUAUAUUUGUUCAUCUUGAUGUACAAGAUAUUAAUUACGUAUACUCAUGGAGAUUAGAGCAGGAAAGAAAUAUGAAAAAUUUGGGAAAAGGGGGAAUGACUGAUGAGCAAGUUAUAGAUUUUAUCGAUAGAUAUAUGCCAAGUUAUGAGCUUUAUUUACCAAAGUUGAGAAAUCAAAAUUUCUUUUGUGAAAAUGAUGGCGAUUUAACGGAUGAAUUUGAGUGUAAAAAUCAUGAGCAAUAUCAUGGAAGGCAUUUAAAAAUCAUUUUGAACAGCAAAAGAGAAUUAAUAAAUGAGAUUUUAAUGUAG